AACCUGGGCACGGGCGCCGGCAAGGGCGAGCUGGAGAGAGCCUUCAGCUACUACGGGCCGCUGCGCACCGUGUGGAUCGCGAGGAACCCGCCGGGGUUCGCCUUCGUGGAGUUCGAGGACCCGAGGGAUGCCGAGGAUGCAGUGCUUGGACUCGAUGGAAAGAUAAUAUGUGGCUCCAGGGUUAGAGUGGAAGUGUCAACAGGGAUGCCCCGUCGCUCCCGUUAUGACAGGCCUCCGGCACGGCGCCCUUUUGACCCCAAUGACAGAUGCUAUGAGUGUGGCGAGAAAGGCCACUAUGCUUAUGAUUGCCAUCGCUAUAGUCGCCGAAGGAGGAGCAGGUCCCGGUCUCGAUCCCGGUCAAGGUCCCGAGGAAGAAGGUAUUCUCGGUCACGCAGCCGUAGUCGUGGUAGGAGGUCAAGAUCAGCUUCUUAUCGCAGGUCCAGGUCCAUCUCUCCUCGUAGGUAUAGAUCAUUUUCACCCCGCAGAUCACGAUCUGGUUCUUUGAGGAGAUCAAGGUCUAGGUCCAGGUCACGCUCAAGAUCCCGGUCUGUUGUCUGGCCCCGAAGCAGGUCUGGGUCCCAUGGUAGAUCUAAAUCUGGCUUACCUGCUAAAAGUCGCUCAAAGUCCAGAUCACCAUCUCCAAAGAGAAGUCAUUCACCAUCAGGAAGCCCUUGAAAGGAGUGCAUGUCCUGAGAGAAUGGAUUCAAAUUAAAAAAGUUAAAGUUUAAAAAGAAUUUAUUUUGUUUACAUUAUUAUAAGGGAUUUUGUGGUGUCUUUAUUAAUGUAAGGGCUUAGUCCUAGAAGGCUGUUUCUAUCAACUAACAAUUGGCAUGACUCUGGAUCUUUUAAGUCUUAUUAGUAGACUAAUGCAAAAUUCUUGUGUUAACGUUCUGUGAUCUGGAAAUGUUGGGCUUUUUUAUUGGCACAUUGAAAUAAACUGUAUUUCUAACGAAGAACUA
Molecule: messenger RNA, 959 nt
Organism: Tinamus guttatus (white-throated tinamou)
Lineage: Eukaryota; Metazoa; Chordata; Aves; Tinamiformes; Tinamidae
Source: RefSeq, a predicted model, not a curated record